AUGUCUAACAAGCGUGGAAGCUCAGCAGGCUUGGCCAUGAAUGAGGGCUUCAUCGUCAAGCACUAUGCCGGACAGGUGGAAUACAACACGAAGGGUUGGUUGGACAAGAACAACGAUCGCCUCCUCGUCGAGUGCGAGGAGUUGAUUUGCGGCUCGGAGUGCAACUUUGUACGGACCUUGGGAGACGACGAGAAGAGCAAGGUGCUCUUCCGCUCCAUCAGCAAGAAGUAUUCGGCCGACUUGGAAAACUUGCUGAAGACGCUCAACCAGUGCCAUCUGCACUACAUACGCUGCUUCAAGCCUAACGAGCUCCAAAAGCGCAGCAUCUUCAACGACAAUCUGGUGCUGGACCAGAUCGUUCAGUGUGGAACCAUUGAGUUGGUCAAGAUCAUGCACGAUGGGUAUCCCAACCGCUGUGUCUUCGACGAACUGGUAUCUCGUUUCCGCAGCUUGCUGCCGGACAGUUUCCAGCGUUACGGGAACCGCACCUUCAUCGAAGCACUCAUGCUGGCCUACGACGUGCCGAAAGAGGACUGGGCUUUGGGAAUGUCCCGGCUCUUCCUGAAAGCUGGGCAGCUGAAGGCUCUGGAAGAUCUCCGCUCCAAAGGCGCCAAGCCUGACACAGAGAAGCUGCAGCAGAUCGUCCGCGGUAUCGUCCGAAAGAGGUGGGUCAGAGCAGGCCAUGCUGUGCGGCUCUGCAACUAUUUCCCGAGGUUCCUCUCCGCCAUCCGUGCAGCACAAGCAGUGCGUGCUUUGGCGACUCGGGCCCUUUUGGUAGGUCGGCUUCAGAAGCUCCGAGAAGCCGCGAGGCAGAAGAUGGCCCUGCGCCGCCGCUUCCAGGUCUUGGUGCGCGUGGCCGUGCUGACCAAGCGGUUCGUCGACAAGUUGAGCACGAAGGUUCGACGGCAACGUGCCUGGAAACGCUUGAGCACGGCGGUUGGCACCUGGCUGCUGUUGCAGCAGAGGGUGCUGCCCUGGUUGGCCCGCAGCCGGAGGUCGAUCCAGCAAAGAAUCGAGGAUGAGAGGCGCGAGAACGAGCGAAGGGCCGCCGAGGAGAGGCAGAGAAUCGCAGAAGAGAAGCGCAAAGCGGAAGAAGAGCGGCGCAAAGAGGAGGAGGAGUUCCAGAGGAAGGUGGAGGAGGAUCGUCGGAAGCUGGAAGAGGAGAAGCGAGAGCAAGAAGAGCGCCUGGCUGCUGAGAAGGCGGCUGCGCAGGCCGAGAUCGAGAACAUGAGGCUUCAAGCUCAGGAGGAGCAGCGCAAGGAAAUGGAGAGAAUGCGCGAGGAGCUGGAAAGGCUGAAAGCAGAUCAGGAGUUCUUCAAGAUGGAGAAAGAAAAGCAGCUGAGAGCAGAGGCGCCCGCGCCCAUCAUGGAAGUGGCGUCACCCUGCCGAAGUUCUCCAAACAGGCGGAACUCGAAGGCGCUGCCGGAGGACGACUCGUGCUCCACGGCCCUCGUGACUGACGACUAUGAUGUUGGAAGCAGCAUGUCGGUGGUGCUUCAAGACAGAGAGCGCGCGCAGAUGGAGACAAGAAUCAAGGCGCUGGAAGAGGAUGCUGCCAAGAGGCAACAAGAAGUCUCCACCCUGGUGAAAAUGCUCAUGUACAAGAACAGAUCGCUGGACUUGAGGAUUGACGCCGAGUGGGAGAGCAGCAUGCCUCCCGACAGCGAGUAUCCUCUCAUCGGCUUGGCCCCGACCACCCCUCGGGGGAGCGACGCAAGGAGGCUCUCCCGUGGCUCUUCCACCUAUCAGGCGGACCUCAGGCAGCAGCGGCGGCAGAGUUUCGCCGCGAACGACAAGAGAUGCUGGAAGGAACAGCGCGAGUUCCUGCUGGAAGACAUCUAUCCUCUCGGCCAGCCGAACACGAAGAGCACGCCUAGCAAGCCGCGCGAAAGGCGUCAAAGCUGUGGUGGCACUGCCGAAGCAUCCCUCCAGGGAGAACGUGUUCGAAGGAAUACGCAGGUGGAGUCCAGCGGCUUGAAGCAAAAGUUUCAGCGGGCGCUCGGCUUGGGUCCGUGA
This is a messenger RNA of Symbiodinium necroappetens, 2016 nucleotides long. NCBI's taxonomy places the organism in Eukaryota, Dinophyceae, Suessiales, Symbiodiniaceae. The record is from the annotation of a GenBank genome assembly.